AAAUCUUAUAUUGCCCAUUUUUCAAUGACAAAGUUGGAUCAUCUGAUUUAUACCAACUUUCUUUUAAUUUGCCACGAUUUUUAUUUUGUUCAUUUUUUCUACGGAAUUUUUUUUAAAUUAACUCAUACAUACCUCAACCACUAAAAAUGCCAUCAUCACCAUUAUUAUCAUCGUUGUCAUCGUGUACCAUGAAUGGCAACAAUCAUCAACAUGACCAACAACAAAUGCCAACUAUUUUUAAGGAUAAUGACGAUGAAGCCGGUGUUGAGCAAUCUACCAACAUCGAUGAUGUUAUAACGACAUCGAAUGAUCAUUUAGUUGACAUCAAUUCACCUACAUCUACAUUAAUGCAACAACCACCUGCCAUUUCACAAAGAGAUGAAAAUAAUGAUCAGGACAUAAACACGUUGACCAGUCGAUUAAUCGAACGUAGUUCAUAUCGUCACAGUCGUCGCCGCCAUCAUAAUGGCUCGUCUUCAUCAUCACAUAGACAUCGUUCGGCUUCAAUACUUAAACACGAUGAUAAUUUCAUGACAACAAAUACGGUACCUAUUUCACGAAAAUCUUCUGAUUGUUCAGCAACAACUAUGUCUGAAUUGACAACCGACAAAGAUUAUCUGGAUUAUAUCGCCAAAUUACAGAUGGACAGUUUGAUUCCACUCAAAGAAGAUGUUGCCGAUUGGCUUAAUCGUAUCCUUAAUUUAGACGAAUCAAUCAACAUAGAUAAUUUUAUGGAACGUCUAGAGAAUGGUGUGCUUGUGUGUAAAUUGAUACGUGUGAUUGAAGAUCAAAUCUGUGCGAAACAUCAAUCUGAAGGGAACAUGAUUGAUGAUGCACCAAUUACCGAUACCGGACGAAUAUUGAAUGGAUCUCAAUCAGUCACCAAGGAACUCAUCACAAUGAACAAGAUUAAUGGCCAUUCGCAAAAUAUUGGUGCGACAAAUUCAUUAAAUCGGCGAUGUUCAUUACCGAUUGGUAAUGGAAAUGUUACGGGUUCACAACCAAUGUUUAAUUCUAUAGGAUUUUUAAGUGCUCAUCAUAUGAAAUGCUGGGAAAAUGCUAAGCCACAUACAUUUUUUGCUAGAGAUAAUGUUAGUAAUUUUCUUGAAUGGUGCCGUAGGUUUGGUGUGAAAGAUGCGGUCCUAUUUGAAACUGAGGAUCUUGUAUCUAAUGUAAAUCAACGGAACGUUGUUCUUUGCAUAUUAGAAGUGGCACGAAUAGCAUGUACUAAGUAUUCAUUCAGUCCCGCGCCCGGUUUAGUCGAGUUGGAACAAGAAAUUGAUCGUGAAAUCGAACGUGAACUUCAAAUACAGAAACAAGCCGAAGUAAUUGACAAUGACAAUCGAAACAAAUUCCGAAAGCCUGAAAUUCCAAAUAAGCCAGCUGCAUUACGAUCCAGAACUGCUCAACAUAAUUCUAAAAAUAUUUGCCGACAGUUAUGGCCCGAUGAUGAAAAUGAUCCAGCUACUCAACGAGAUGAUAUCGAUUCCAUUGAUUCGACAAAUAUCCGUACAACUUCGUUAGCGCUAGUCAAUCAACAUUCUAACGAGUCAAUCAACAGAGAAUGUCAAGAUGAUGAUGAAGAUAUCACUCUUAUUUCUGCUCAAAAUGAUUCAAAAGAUGUUGGAUUUGUUGAUGCUGAUUCUGGCUGUUCUUAUUCAUCAUCUAAUCAUUCCGAUUCUGUAUUGCCAAGAUCACCUAGUUCGAAUUCUGUGCUGAGUUCAGCAUCGAGUUCAGCAGCAUCUGCUACAUAUUUUGGUGAUCAUGGUGGUUGUACAACCGAAACAUCAUCAACUUGUUCAUCGACACCUACGCCAAUGACCUCUGAACUAGAUCAUAAGGUUAUGCAAAUUGCCAAAACUUAUUAUGGGAAAGAAGCUCGUCAAGGUGUACAAAGACUUUCCGAAGGUAAAUACAAAAUUGCCAAUCGAAUUGUUUUUGUUCGGCUACUAAAAGCUCGUCAUGUGAUGGUUCGUGUCGGUGGUGGAUGGACAACGCUAAGCCAUUUUCUUGCACGUCAUGGUGGUGACCCGAAUCAACAAAUAUUGCCUGAUGAAUUACUUCCGUUAGAUACAAAAUCCAGCCAGAUGAAUGGCCCGAAUGGGGGAAUGAAUUACCAAUCAAGAACGACCAGUGCUAAUCGUCACCAUCAUAGUCAUCGUAUUCAUAAUACUAAUAAUGGAAGUACAACACAUACUCUAGUCAUUUCUACGACUACAAAAACAACACCCAUCUCUAAUUCAAAUAAUGUAGUCUCAGCACGAAAAUCGUCGAUAACAUCAGAUUUUUUGAAAUCGACAAAUUACGGACAGCAGAAAUUCAAUUCGACAAAUAGCAGAAAUGUUGGCAUGAUGUCAAUCCAUUCGACACCUGUCAGUCGUCGUAAUUCAGUUUCAUCAUCAUAUGUAGCUGAUAGUCCAGAACCCUCAUACAAUUCAUCAUUAGCAACUAGCCCUAUACUUACCAAUAUUGCACCAUUAUCCUCACAAACUAAAAUUCCCAUAUUACGACAAAACUUGCGGUCACGAUUGCCAAUGAUGAUUUGUGAUGCUGGAUCGCAAUCAUCUAAACAAUUACUACGAUCAACCAGUUCCAUAAUCAGCAUAUCACCAUCAUCUCAGGAACUUUCAACAUACAUAAAACAGCAACAAUUACGCCAGCAAACAUUGAACAAUGGCAAGACCCAAUACACACAACGUUCAAUGAUACCUAGAUCAACGACUGAAUUCGGACAAAUGCGACGCUAUGCUAAUUAUCUACGCAGUUCACAACAUAUAACCAAUAAAGAAUCUUUAGCAAAUAGUAACACAUCACUUAACAGUCAACAGUCACAAACACCUAUACGGACAAAUCAUCGACCUAACACAGGUUUUAGCCAAAAAACAUGUUAAUAAUGAAAAACCUGUUCAAUUUGAUUGAUAAUUGUUUAAAUCUUGAUGACAAA
Dermatophagoides pteronyssinus (European house dust mite) is the source of this 2944-nucleotide messenger RNA. RefSeq lists its product as uncharacterized. NCBI's taxonomy places the organism in Eukaryota, Metazoa, Arthropoda, Arachnida, Sarcoptiformes, Pyroglyphidae. Gene Ontology annotation, cellular component: actin filament. Gene Ontology annotation, biological process: actin crosslink formation. Gene Ontology annotation, molecular function: microtubule binding; cytoskeletal adaptor activity; actin filament binding. The record is from RefSeq and is a predicted model, not a curated record.